AUGGGCUCGUCGGCGGCCGCGGCAGCGGCGGCGGCAGCGGCCGCUGACUCGGCGCAGUGGCUCUCGGUGAAGGAGGAGACCAUCUUCCUGCACGACGGGCUGAUCCGGGUCACCGACCUGGCCGAGCUGCCCAGCGAGAUCCUCGGGGCCCCAGAGGCCGCCGACACCGACCUGGAGAUUUUAACCUUUGAGACCAAGAACCCAUCGGAAUUAGCAGAACGUUUGCGCUCUGUUUGUGGGAAUCAGAGCAAUGCCUAUGCCCGGCUGCUGGAAUACCGCCUGAAUGCCUUGCGAGGAUUGUGGAAUGCCCAGCGCCAGCUGGCCUUAGAAGAACAGCAUGAAAGAGAAAGUUCAGGUGAUGAGGAAACUUUGGCUCUGCUCAAACGCCAGGGCUUGUUGCAGCAACCUGAGCAAGCGCCCUUCACAUCAAGGAUGGGGCUCCUGCUGGUCUUCCCCCUUAUUCAGUCCCAGAGUAGAACAGACCCCUCUCUCUGUAACAUAACUGCUGAGGUGCUAUUGAACUGCCUUCGUGACUGCCAGCCUUUGAGUUUGACCAAGGAGCCUGCUGACUGUCUCAAUGGAAUUGAAACUUUGCUGUGCUCUUGGCUAGAGGAGACUUCUGACACAGGCCGACACAUCCCACAUAAGCAAAAAGAAAAUGCUGCUGCUGCCCUGGUUGCUUUGGCUUGUGCCAGGGGAUCAUUGAAAACUUUCGUCCAUACAGUCCAUCUAUUACAGAAACAGACAGAUCUAGGGUCCCUGCCUGUAGCUGACGUGCUAUAUAGGCUGUUGCUUUUGGAAGGGGGGCCUGGAUCUCCCUCCUGUUUGCUUGGGGGCAAACACAUAGUAUCAUGGGGUUAUGAAGACAUGUUGCCUGCGCCGGAUAGCAACACUGGCUCCAGUUCUGAAAAUAAAGAUGCUGACUUGGGACGCUGUCUCACGGCAGACGGUCUUUACCUGUAUACUACUAACUCAGUUGGAAGAGGAGUAAGCAAAUUGGGGUCUGGAUUACAUGGUACUCUCAGAGGUUUUGUGUACUGCCGGAACGAGGAGUUGGAACCAGGAUGGGUGGCUUUUGGCAGCGGCAGUCUUCUCCACCGGCCUGUCUCUUUCGAUAAUAAACCUCACUCCCUUUUCCAGGUCAUUGACCAGAACACUCUUCAGGUGUGCCAGGUGGUGCCAAUGCCAGCCAAUCACCUCCCCAUUGGCAGCACCAUGAGCACUGUGCACCUGUCUUCAGAUGGCACUUACUUUUAUUGGAUCUGGUCUCCUGCCAGCCUGAAUGAGAAAACACCGAAGGGACAUUCUGUCUUCAUGGACAUUUUUGAACUUGUGGUUGAAAAUGGUGUAUUUGUAGCCAACCCGCUUCAGGAACGUACAAUUCUAAUGAGAAAAGAGGGCGAAUCUGCAAAAAGCAUUAAUGAGAUGCUUCUAAGUAGACUUUCUCGGUAUAGAGCCUCCCCGUCAGCAACGCUUGCUGCCCUGACUGGUUCCACCAUCUCCAACACACUGAAAGAGGAUCAAGCAGCAAAUACUAGCUGUGGGCUGCCUCUAAAAAUGCUGCGGAAGACACCCAUAUAUACCUGUGGCACCUACUUGGUGAUGCUGGUGCCUCCUCCAGGGGGAUCAGGCAGCUCUGCCACCCGAUCUCUUUUUGGUGGAACAAGUGGUUUGUCAUCUUUAAAAAUCCUAGCCUCCAGCUUGGUUUAUAAUAUUUCGGAUGGUCAGUUUACAAGUCGUGCAGAUCUCAUAGAUGCUGCUGGAAGCUCACUGGGGCGUGGUGCUCUCGUACCAGGAUUGGGAGCGUGUUAUGACACAGUGAACAACAUGCUAUGGACAUGCUCAAAUGACUAUAUCGAUCAGUGGUGUAACCCUGGGAAUCAAGCUUUCCAUUAUGUCUGCCAGAGACUUGGAGUCAGUCACAUUAUCACUGAGCCAAAAGAAGAGGCUAUAACCACGAAUGAGGUUAUAAACCAAUUAUUGCACCACGUUGGUGCGAUGUGCAUACACCAACUCAAUCUUCUUGCCACCAACCCCAAUCUUCCAAUCACAAGUGUCUUGGGCAAGCAGCAUCCAAUUGAAGCACACCAUCUUAGCAGUAUUUGUGACAUUAUGGAGAAGGCCAUGGUUAAUGGAGAUACCUGUAUUAUACGCUGCAUUCUCGUUGUCUUUCAGGUGGUAUUUAAAUUUUUCUUCAGCCCACAAACUGAAAGGAAUCGAGACAUCAUUCGACGGUCGGGAUUGCUUCUUUGGCAGUUGUUGAUGGCACCAAAAGAUCAAAUUUGCCCUGAAAUUCAGAAGGAAGUCUGCCUUGCCAUCAGCUCUGGUUUAAAUAUCUUGUACCCAGGUGAAACUGAAAUCAAUAACUUACUUAAACUGGUCUUAACAGAAGGAGAGAGAAACAGUGGACUCUCCCAGCUACGGGAUGUGAUCCUAACCAACCUGGCUGAACAGCUCCAAAACAACCGAUUUGGCAGUGAUGAGGAUGAUCAUUACAGACUAAAUGAUGAACUUUUACACUACAUUCUGAAGAUUGUCGUACGAGAAUCCUGUAUCUUAAUCACCAAGUGCCAAACUGUCUCUAAAGAUGAUUUUCAAAAGCUCCUUUCAACUGUGCCUGCUGCAUCCUCCUGCCUGCGCUAUCUGAUGGCAGUUCAGAAUCACCUUCUCAGUAACACUAUUUUGAUUAAACCUGAUGAGAAUGAUGACAGUGACAGCUCCUUGCAGGGAGAGACAUUGAAGGUACAGGAGCUAAAAGUCAGUAUUUUGGCUCUUGCCACCCAAAUCCUGACUGGAUGUGAUGAAGUGUUGGAAAUGCUACAGCAGGUCACAACUGCCCUCAUAAAUAGUGACAUAGCAGACCGUGAGCAGAGGUUAAAAGGCUUGGAACAAGUUACUAAGGCUACUAUGCUUGGUCACCUUCUUCCAGUGUUACUGACCUCCCUGAUGCAUCCAAAUUUACAGACUCUGAUCAUGGCCGAUGCCCUGAUGCCUCAGCUAGUGCAGCUGGUACUCUAUACCAGCCAGACGGCUUUGCUGCUUAAAACCCAGUGUCCGGUUUUUGCUGAGGUGGGCUGUUCCCCAUGUGGUGCACAAGACCAGAAGUGCAGGCUGUUCCCUGAUGAGAGAAUGUUAGAAGAGAAGGAAGAGCCAGGAUUUCUCACUGGUUUAAAGAUUCCUGCCCCAUGGGCUGCUGGAAAGACUGUGGAAACAGUCCACCCUGUCAGAGACAACUAUAAAUUUAAAGAAACGGUCCAUAUCCCAGGAGCUCGCUGCCUGUACCUUAGAUUUGAUAGCAGAUGCUCUUCACAAUAUGACUAUGACAAAUCUAACAGUAUAUUUUCUGUUUUGAAGUUGGUGAUAUAUGCGGGGCCUAACACAAACAGUAGGAAGGUUGCUGAAUAUGGAGGCAACACACUGGGAUAUGGCAGCCGUAGUGUCUUAGGAACUGGUUGGCCGAAAGACUUGGUGAAGGUGGAAGGAGAUACAGUCACCUUCUCCUUUGAAAUGAGAAGUGGCCGUGAACACAACACUCCUGAUAAAGCCAUGUGGGGCUUUGCUUGCACAGUUCGCGCUCAGGAGUCUUCGGAGGAUGUCUCAGGAGGCUUGCCCUUUCUGGUAGACCUGGCUUUAGGUCUGUCUGUGUUAGCUUGUUCCAUGUUAAGAAUCCUGUACAAUGGACCAGAAAUUACCAAAGAAGAAGAAGCCUGUCAGGAGCUAUUGCGGUCCAAACUUUUACAAAGGUGCCAGUGGCAGGUGGAGGCCAAUGGUGUGAUCUCCCCUGCCCUUACUCCGAGCCCCUCUCCACUGCCUCUGACCAUAGAGGAAGACAGAGAAUUCACCUACCCCUCUGAUGUCCUCGUGCCUCCUGUUGGAAACUACUUUGAUCUGCCUCGGAUCAGACUGCCUCCAGGAAUCAUGAUAAAGCUCAGGGAAAUUUCUGGGCGUGCUAGACCUCAAUUUAGACCAAGUAUAAAAGAAGUGAUUCAGCCAGACGUGAUGGAGGAAAUGGUGGUAUCUUGUGUUAUUAAGCACUUGAACUUGGUUGAUGCACUGCAGUCUCUAAUAAAUUUCCAAUAUCAAGAGGAACAUGCUGAAGAAUAUGAUUUAUUAUGUAAAAUUAUGGGAGAGACCUUUAAGAAGCUCAAUGCCAUGGAGAGACAGCUGCAGAGUGUUGCAGAACUGGAACAAAAAUGGCAAAGUGAAGUUGAUGAUGCCAUGCAGGGGAAACUGGAGAACAACAUGCCUUUCUUUUAUGAUUACCAUUUUAAUGAGAACAAAAUGAAAGAACUAGAACUUUUAUGUUCAAUGAAGGAAGUCUCCUUUGAUGGGAAUGAUCUUGAAAACAUGGUCCUAUCACUGAGGGAGAAGUUCCUACAAGAAGUGAAUUCUCUUAUUCAGAAACCCUCACACCCACUGGCUAAAACAAAGACGUUAGUGAAGAGUUUAAUGAACCGAGCCGAGCUGUUGCUGCAUGUCACCAUCGCGGCCCAGUCGGGCCUCACGAGAAGCAUCUCUGGGACCCCUGCUGAAACACCAGCUUGUAAAUCAGCUUCUGAAACAAAAGUGAUAUCUCACGCUGUCAGGCAGCCUGUUUUUCUUCGCAGCAUGUCAGCUCCUUCUGACCUGGAAAUGAUUGGUAAUGAAGAUUUGGAAUUUACUAGAGCAAAUCAGAGGCGUCGCCACGUGACCAGCCACCGCAGCAGCUCCUUUACACUCCUGCAGUCGCUGGCCAUUGAGGACAGCAGGGACAAGCCCACCUACAGCGUCCUGCUAGGGCAGCUGUUUGCUUUCAUCGGCACCAACCCUGACCAAGCUGUGUCCAGUAGCAGUUUUCUUUUGGCUGCACAGACAAGGUGGCGGCGGGGAAACACUCGCAAGCAGGCACUGGUGCACAUGCGGGAAUUGCUGACAGCUGCCGUGCGAGUCGGGGGAGUGACGCAUCUUGUGGGUCCAGUGACAAUGGUCCUUCAGGGAGGACCCAGAAUUGAAGAACUCACAUGUGGUGGGAUGGUCGAGCAGGUCCAGGAAGCCUUUGGCGAGACCAUGACCUCUGUUGUGUCUUUGUGUGCUCGUUACCCUAUCGCUUGCGCAAAUAGCAUUGGACUCUUAUGUACCAUACCUUAUACCAGGAGCGAAGAGAAGUGCCUGGUACGCAGUGGCCUUGUGCAGCUCAUGGAUCGACUGUGUAGCUUGAGCAGUCAGACCGAGUCCAGCUCCAGUGAGAAACAGACCAAGAAGCAGAAGGUGGCCACCAUGGCCUGGGCUGCCUUCCAGGUGCUUGCCAACCGCUGUGUUGAGUGGGAAAAAGAGGAAGGUGGCUCCACAGAGGCUGUGCACUCAGGUCUGGCCCGGCAGGUGUCCAGCCUUCUCACUAACCAUCUUGCCCGAGCCACAGAGUGCUGUGGCAACCAGGCUGCUGGGAAUGACGCGCUCCAGGAUGUCCUCAGUCUUCUCAAUGAUCUCUCAAGGAGCCACAUAGGUAAAGCCAUCCUGAGCCAGCCAGCUUGUGUGUCCAAACUCCUUUCCCUGCUGCUUGACCAACGCCCGUCUCCGAAGCUGGUCCUUAUUAUUCUCCAGCUGUGCCGGGCAGCGCUGCCCCUGAUGAGCGUGGAAGACUGUGGAAAUGUGGAGCUCCCACCCUGGAGCUACUCUGUCCCCUCCUUAAACAGUGAGCAGGAGGAUCCCAGCGACCCAGCUUCCAAGAUCGCCUCCUUGCUCUUAGCAAAGCUGGCAGAUUAUGUGGUUCCAGGAUGUCAGACAGUUCUUUCUCCAACCGCUUCUGAACCUGACACCACAUUGACAAAAACCAGUCCCAAGAAUUCCUUGAAAGGAGAUAAAGAUCCUGGAGAAGAGAGUGAGGCUGUGGAUGGCAAGCUCUCGAUAUUUAUCCACAAGCGGGAAGACCAGUCAUCCCAUGAAGUCCUCCAGCCAUUGCUAAGUAGUUCAGAAGGACGGCCCUUCCGACUUGGUACUGGCGCCAACAUGGAGAAAGUUGUGAAGAUGGAUCGAGACAUGACCAAGGGUGGCUGUUGCGAAGUGAUUACAGAAGAGGCUGCAGCCGCCCUGCGGAAAGCCACCAAGUGGGCACAGUCGGGCCUCAUCGUCAGCAUUGGGCCACCUGUAGAGUCUGUCAACCCAGAGACUGUGAGUGGACUAUCCACAGGCGACAAAAAGAAAACCGCCCAAACUUCCAUUUGCCGAGAGAGGAACUCGGAGCUUGCGAGGACUGAUCCCGUGCGUCCCUUCAUCAGUGGGCACGUGGCAAACAGCAUGGCUGCAGAAGUGAUCGCCUUGCUACAUAGCUUGCUCAUGGCACCUGAAUCAAAUGCUGCUCAAAUAUGGACCACAACAGCAGAGAAGGUUCUGUCUCGAGCACUGAUGUACAUUCCACAAUUGGGGAAAUACGCAGAAAGCAUUCUGGAAAAUGGCAGCAGCAGUGGCAGGAAACUUGCCAAACUUCAGAGAAUUGCACGCCAGGCCGUUGCCGCACUAUGUGCACUUGGAGGCUUCAAAGAGACAAUCAAGAUAGGAUCCGAGGUUCAGGUUUUAGGUAGAGGAAUCUCAGGAAGCAUUGGAGUAGUGGCUUCUAUCAACGAACAGGAAGGUAUAGCUACAGUCAGAUUCCCACCCAUAGACUGUAGAAAGACUUCGCAAGCAUCAGACACAUUGACUAUUCCAUUGUCUAGACUUUGUGUUCCAAGAUCAGAGGCAUUGCCUCUUCAUAAACUGUCCAUUACUGAGAAGGUAGUACAGGCAGUCCAGUCCAUGUUGCUUCCUCAGGAGGGAAGUCUCUCUAUUCACACCUCACUUCCUGCAACAGGAGAUGGGUCAGCUCCUGUGAUGGCAGUCGUUCGGCUCCUUGCUGAAAUAAGGACAAGAGCAUGCCUGGUCAUGGCCCAGCUUUUAGAAGACAGCUUAUUUUGUGAAGAAUUCAUACAACAAUGUCCAGCAGCUGUUGAAGUUCUUAACCUAGUAGCCCAGGAAUGUAGUGCUGGAGAGCGACUUGCAGUUGUGGAGGUACAGUGUGAACGGCUGAGGAUGCUCUACCGGGACUGUGCUCGGCCCCCACCGCCUCCUUUGCAGGCUGACCGGAGACAGCCCAAAGAGAUUACUUGGAGCCCCUCGCGAGUGUUUCCACCUGUUCGAGCCUGCAUGUUCUCAUCUCACCUUACCUCAGUCACCUUCCUGGCUGACCCCAGCGCUGGGGGAGGCCUGCCCCGGGGCACUUUUAUCUAUGCCACUUCACCACUGCCAGUUCAGGCCCCGUCUUUUUACUGGGAAAUUGAAAUCGUUUCCUAUGGAGACACCGAUGAUGACACUGGGCCCAUAGUUUCCUUUGGCUUCACUACAGAAGCAGAGAAGCGAGAUGGGGCUUGGACUAAUCCAGUGGGCACUUGUCUUUUCCAUAACAACGGCCGAGCUGUGCACUACAAUGGCUCCAGUUUGCUACAGUGGAAGAGCGUUCGCUUAGACGUGACUCUCUCCCCCGGUGAUGUGGCAGGAAUUGGCUGGGAGAGAACCGAGGGGACUCCACCUCCUCCGGGACAGCCAGCCAAGGGCCGGGUGUACUUCACGUACUGCGGGCAGCGCCUCUCACCAUAUCUUGAAGACGUCUCUGGUGGCAUGUGGCCAGUGGUUCACAUUCAGAAAAAGAACACCAAAACCCGAGCUAACUUUGGCUCCCGGCCAUUUGCCUACGCGGAAGGGCAGGCCCACCGCAACGCUGCCGACCUGUGCACCGACCUGGCAGAAGAGAUCAGUGCUAACUUUGAGGCCCUGCCUUUCGCCAUGGCAUCUGACAGUGACAACGAUGCUGGCACCAGUAUUGCGUCAGACCCAGGCACUCAUGGGCCACCAUGCCGGAUUGCUGCCGUGGCCACCGCUCAGCAACAAUAUGAUAGUGACACCUCCUGUCAUUAUAAAGUCGAGCUCAGCUAUGAGAAUUUCAUCACCUCUGGCCCAGACCCUCACCCACCUCCCAUUGCAGAUGAUGAAUCCGAUGAUGAUGAUGAUGAUGACAUCCCGCAGGAGGACCACUACGCCCUGCUGGUGAAAGCAUGGGAGACCAAGGUUUUUCCUACCAUCCGAAGACGCUUCCGCAAUGAAGCAGAGCGGAAAUCGGGCCUGGACCAGAUAAAGGGGGCCUUGCAACUAGGUAUGGUGGAUAUUGCCCGACAGACGGUUGAAUUUCUCUAUGAAGAGAAUGGUGGCAUCCCAAGAGACCUUUAUCUUCCCACCAUUGAAGACAUUAAAGACGAAGCAAACAAGUUCACAAUUGAUAAAGUUCGAAAAGGUCUCACGGUAGUAACCCGCUCUCCAGACAGCAAUAAUGUAGCCAGCAGUGCUGUUGGAACUGCUCUGCCGAAGUUUGCCAUCCGAGGGAUGCUGAAGACCUUUGGGCUGCAUGGAGUCGUCUUAGAUGUUGAUUCAGUGAAUGAAUUGGUGCAGGUAGAAACGUACCUCCGCAGUGAAGGUGUGCUGGUGCGAUACUGGUAUCCUAUUGACAUGUUGGAAAGGCCCCCAGCAGGCUACCGAAGGACUGCCACCAAUGGGCUGGUCACACUGGACAAUACCAACCUUCAAAUUCACAGGGAGCUGCUGCGCUGCGAGGCUGCGCUGGCCAGGCUGUACUGCCGCAUGGCCCUGCUCAAUAUCUUCGCCCCCAAGUUGCCUCACUUGUUCACCCGCCUCUUCCACAUCCCUGCCAUCCGGGACAUUACCCUGGAGCACCUGCAGCUGCUGUCCAAUCAGCUCCUCGCACCUCCCCUCCCAGACGGCACCAUCAGCUCCAGCUCAAUCCUCCUGGCGCAGUCUUUACAGCAUUGCAUCCAUUCCCAGAACUGCUCCGCCACGGACCUCUUUUACCAGGGCAACUCCCAGACAGUGAGAGAGUGGCUCAACGUGGCCAUCACCCGGACCCUGCACCAGGGCGAGGAAAGCCUUUUAGAGCUGACGAAACAGAUCUGCUCUUUCCUGCAGACAGCACCAGAGCAGUUCCCCUCUGAAGAGUUCCCAAUUUCCGAAUCCAAAGUCAACAUGGACGUGAAUUUCCCCGGGGCAGCUUUUGUUGUCGUGUCUUGUAAAGAAAGUCAGUCUGGAUUCCGCAAAGACUCCUCUCUGUACAAGGCACCGUGGGCACGGGUGCUCGUAUACGGCCUCGGCCACAAAGUGAAGCGAAAUGGCCAGCUGAACCUCAUCGAGGCUGCCUGUUACCCGCGGGACGCAUCCCCGGCCAACACUGGGCUUGCACCUCCCCCCACCGCUGACCAGUACCCCUCUGUGGUCCUCUCCACAGACAGGGUCCACAUCAAACUGGGGGUGUCUCCACCUCCUGGAGCAGUCCUGGUGUUACAUUCCCUGCCCCUGGAGUUCCCACUGGCUAUGGCCUUCGCAGAGCAGCUGCUGUCCUGGAAAUCAGAGGACAGUGAAGGGAAGUCCGAAGAUGAGCCUGACACCAUUCCGACAUCCGUCCUCCUGCAGGUGGUGGAGCUGCUAGGAAACUUCUUGUGGACCACGGACAUGGCAGCCUGCGUGAAGGAGCUUGUUUUCCAUCUCCUGGCAGAGCUCCUGCGCACGGUGCACACCCUGGAGCAGAGGCGGCACCCCGCUGGCUUGUCCUCCUCAAUCGCCCUCCAGCUGAACCCCUGCCUGGCCAUGCUGAUGGCCUUGCAGUCGGAGCUCCACAAGCUGUACGACGAGGAGACGCAGAACUGGGUCUCAGGUGGCGCCUGCGCGGGCUCCGGGGGGGCGGCGGCCGGCGACCAGGGCAGGUUCUCUACGUAUUUUCAUGCACUCAUGGAAGGGUGCCUGGCGGUGGCCGAAGUGACCCUGCCUACUAACAUGAGUGUCACAGCCAGCGGGGUGACCUCAGCGACCGCCCCAAAUCUCAGUGACUCGUCCUCCUCCUCCUCGUCCUCCCCAGGACAGACCCCACAGAGUCCCAGCCUCCUCUCCAAGAGGAAAAAAGUCAAGAUGAAGCGGGAAAAGGCCUCCUCGUCGGGCAAGCGCCAGUCCUCCCGCACCGUGGACUCGGACCCCACCGUGCUCAGCAUCGGAGGCAGCAAGCCCGAGGACAUGCUGUGGUUCCACCGCGCACUCACCCUGCUCAUCAUCCUCCGCCACCUCACCAGGAAGGACCCACAGGGGCUGGGUGUGACGAGUGACGCCAUCGCCGAUGCCUGCCAGGCCCUGGUGGGCCCCACAGCCCACAGCCGCUUGCUGGUGAUCUCCGGGAUCCCCACCCACCUGGACGAGGGCGUAGUCAGAGGCGCCAUCCGCAAGGCCUGCAACGCCCACGGCGGGGUCUUCAAAGACGAGAUCUACAUCCCGCUGCAGGAAGAAGACACCAAGAAACCAAAAGACAAGGCCGAGGGCGGAGACGGGAAAGUUGAGCCGGAGAAGACGCUGGCCUUCCCCGGCACAGACAGCAUGGAGGUCAGCACGUCCAGCAGCCUGACCCCCGCCAUGAGCAUCAGCGCCUCCGCCUCCACCAGCCAGGCCUCCAUCUGCAGCUCCCAGGGUAUCUCCCAAACCGUCAGCGACCUCUCUGUGGAUCCGCUGCCUGCCGGCCUCGAGCUGCCCAUCCCUCCGGGCCUGUUGGAGCCCCACGCGGUGUCCAGCCAGGAGAGCCUGGACAUUUCCCUGUGCAGCACCGGCAGCCUGGGCAGCCUUGGCAGCCUGGGGGAGCCCCUGGACAAUGCAGAGACGGCCUCGGUGUCGGACAUGGGCUCCAUGUACACAGUUCCUUCCCUGGACAACCAGCCCCUCGCCGCCCGCCCCAUCAAAGGCUUCGCAGUCGUGGAGAUAAGAUCCCGAGCCAAAAUUGAGAAAAUUCGAGCAAGUUUAUUUAACAAUAAUGAUUUGAUUGGUUUGUCAAGUUUGGAUGGUGAAGAUGAAUUGAUGGAAAUGUCAACAGAAGAGAUUCUAACCGUGUCUGUAGUAAAUCAGAGUCUCUUUGAUACUCAAGGGAGCCCAGGGUUAGAAGAUUAUUUCAAUGAUAAGUCAAUUAAAGGGGAGAAGCUGGUGCCCGGGGCCAGAGAGGUUCUGACGGAGAUAUUUAAGAGCUGUGCCCAUUCAGAGCAGACGCUGAGCCUGACACCAGCGAAGCCCAUCAGAGUCUCUGACAUUUAUCUUAGCAAAGAGCAGAUCAACUCCCAGACCCCAGGCAACCUCCUCCACCUCUUCUUCACCAAUGUCCGGCCUCCAAAAAAGGUGCUAGAGGAUCAGCUCACCCAGAUCCUGAGGAAGUAUGGCGUGCCAAAGCCCAAGUUUGACAAGAGCAAGUACAGCAAGGCCGGGAAGGAGCAGCACCCGGUGAAGGUGGUGAGCACCAAGCGGCCCAUCACCAAGCCUCCCACCAAGGACAAGGCCGUGCUCAACAGCGUCAGCAGGACUGCCUUAAGUGAGAAGAAGCCGGCUGUGAAGCCAAAAUCACCAGAAAAGAGCAAACCAGAUGAAAAGGACCCAGAAAAGUCACCUACCAAAAAACAAGAAGUCCCUGAGGAAAAAUACCUGACGCUGGAAGGAUUUCACAAAUUUGUUAUUGACCGAGCCAAGCAAGACAUCCGCAGUGUCUGGAGGGCGAUCUUGUCCUGUGGUUACGAUCUUCAUUUUGAGAGGUGCGCCUGCAUCGAUGUCCGACACGCACAGAAGGCCUCAAGAAAGUGGACCCUGGAGAUGGACGUGGCACUCGUGCAGUACAUCAACCAGCUGUGCCGCCACCUUGCCAUCACACCCGCACGGCUCCAUCCCCAUGAGGUGUACCUGGACCCCGCGGAUGCUGCUGACCCCAGAGUGGCCUGUCUCCUGAACGUGCCCAUUGAGAGCCUGCGCCUGCGCUUCGCCUUGCUGCAGUCCCUCAACACCACACUGGAGACCUUCUUCCUGCCCCUGGUGGAGCUGCGCCAGACUCCCAUGUACACCCACAGCAUCGCCGCCCUGCUGAAGGAGGCCAAAGGGCUGAUCUUCUAUGACACGAAGGUGACUGUGAUGAAUCGAGUGCUGAAUGCCACUGUGCAGAGGACAGCGGACCACGCGGCGCCUGAGAUCACCUUGGACCCACUGGAAAUUGUGGGAGGGGAAAUCAGAGCUUCUGAAAACUCCUACUUCUGUCAGGCUGCCAGGCAGCUGGCCUCAGUGCCGUCGUCUCAGCUCUGCGUCAAGCUGGCCAGUGGCGGUGACCCCACAUAUGCCUUCAACAUCCGCUUCACUGGCGAGGAGGUCCAUGGCACCAGCGGCUCUUUCCGCCACUUCCUGUGGCAGGUGUGUAAGGAGCUGCAGAGUUCCUCGCUGUCGCUGCUGCUGCUGUGCCCCAGCUCAGCUGUCAAUAAGAACAAGGUCCCUGCCACACUGGAUCGGCAAGCUCUGGGAGCUUGCAGUGACUUCUCUCCUGCCUGCCACAGGGUGCAGUGGCUUGAAACACAUGUUCCCUGGCGGGCACAGAGGCCCACGCCCAGGUCACCUCAUGGCCACCUCCGCUUCCAGGGCAAGUAUAUCCUGACCCCGAGCCCCAUCACCUACGGGGAGGAGCAGCUGCUGCACUUCCUGGGGCAGCUGCUGGGGAUUGCUAUUCGGGCAGAUGUCCCGCUGCCCCUGGACCUCCUGCCCUCCUUCUGGAAGAUGCUGGUGGGCGAGCCCUUGGACCCUGAGCAAGACCUUCAGGAAGCGGACAUCCUCACCUACAAUUACGUCAAGAAGUUUGAGAGCAUCAAUGACGAGACCGAGCUGGAGGCCCUGUGCGCUGAGAUUGCCUCCCAGCACCUGGCCACCGAGAGCCCCGACAGCCCCAACAAGCCCUGCUGCAGGUUCACCUACCUGACUAUGACGGGCGAGGAGGUGGAGCUGUGCAGCCGGGGCCGGCACAUCCUUGUGGCGUGGGAGAACAAGGACAUCUACGCAGCAGCCAUCCGGAGCCUGCGGCUGCGGGAGCUACAGAAUGUGGAGUGCGUGACGGCCGUGCGGGCCGGCCUGGGCUCCAUCAUCCCCCUGCAGCUGCUGACCACGCUCAGCCCGCUGGAGAUGGAGCUGCGCACCUGCGGCCUUCCCUACAUCAACCUCGAGUUCCUCAAGGCCCACACCAUGUACCAGGUGGGGCUGAUGGAGACGGACCAGCACAUCGAGUUCUUCUGGGGGGCCCUGGAGAUGUUCACCCAGGAGGAGCUGUGCAAGUUCAUCAAGUUUGCCUGCAACCAGGAACGCAUCCCGUUCACCUGCCCCUGCAAAGAUGGGGGUCCCGACACCGCCCAUGUGCCCCCGUACCCCAUGAAGAUCGCCCCCCCAGAUGGCACAGCAGGUUCCCCAGACUCUCGCUACAUCCGCGUGGAGACCUGCAUGUUCAUGAUCAAGCUUCCCCAGUACUCCUCUCUGGAAAUCAUGCUGGAGAAACUUCGUUGUGCCAUUCACUACCGCGAAGACCCCCUCAGUGGCUGAUGGGAGGGAGCCCCAGAAUUAGGCUGUCACUGAGGCACCCACUCUGCCGGCUUGGGAAGCCACCACUGCAGCCCGUCCCUCCAGGGCCCUGUGUGAGGAGUUGGCAACAUUUUGCUUUUCCGAACUUUCAUCCACGUUCCAGGGCCUCCUGGAAGACUUAACCUUUUGUCUUUGUACGUUUCGUGAUGGGUUGGUUCUUUUGCUGCCUGUUUGUGGUCUAUUUGUAGGAUAGUUUAGUUCCCAGACAGUUUGUGUCUAAUUUGAUCUUCUUGGACAUUGUCCCUCAUGGCCACCAGAUUCUUAUGCCAUAAGGCCCCAGCUGGUUCCCCAUCACAGAACCACCCAGCAGGAAGCCGGGGGUACAAUGACCUUGGCCACACAGAGCGCCUGUGCUUUCAGCAGAGCACCUCCACAGACAAGCCUGUGGCCAGCCCUGCCCUCCAGCCUCGAGCUGGAGUUGCUCCAGAGGCAGCCCCAGCAGGCCUCCCUCCACCUAGAGGUGGCUGGGCCAAUUGCCCAAACACACGAGACACACAGGGAGCUUUAUGUGUUCAUCUUCCUGCUUUAGAACUUGCUCCUGGUCUUGGUUUUUCUGAGGAAAAGCCCACAGUGGUUCCCCUGCCCCUCCCAUACCUCCCUAUCGUGCCGUCUGUCUCUUUGGGCCCUGGUCUGACAGUUUUCAUCUGAGGCCUCCUCGGGAGCAGGAGACUUAAGGGUUCAUCCCAACCUUAGUUCACAGAGCCUAGCUGGGUGCAUCCCAGCUGCAGGCGGUGAGAAGACACCCAGAGAUGGGGGACAGUGCUCAGGUGGGGGUCUCCUCUGAGACUCUGGUUGAAGAGGAAAGCACAUGAUUCAAGCCUACCCCACAAAAAAGGAGCACAAAAUGCUCAGAAAUGGCCCUUCCUCCCUGCAGUGACGUAGGACAAGGGAAAGGGCCACAUCCCCGUUUUCAAAAGAGUGGACUGAGGUGCUCUGCUCAAUUUGGGGUCUGCUUUAGUGACCCAGACACUCAAGUCCAGAUGGAGACUCCAGGGGGGUCCUUCUGCCCCUCUGGCCAGCCCUGCCCAGCACUCCCCAUCACCCCAUGUAAGUGUGUGUGCCAGGGCUGAGCUGCCUCCAGGCUCACCCACUGCCCCAAAUCGGUCUUUGUCCAGUGGUACUCUGUUCAUGAGCAGCACAGGCCAUCUUGUUGGACACUGUCACUUUGGGCCUUGCCAGGUCUCACAGAAUCACAUCGCUGUAUUUAUUGUAUAAUAUUGUGAAUAUUGGAAGUUUCGAGUGAGUGCUAUCUAGAAGGUUUUGGAGUGUGGAUGCUGGUCCAAGAAAGAAGAUGUGCCCUGGCCUGCUGGAAAGAUUGUGAGUUCUAGAGAUAUUGCCGUUAGCAUCCAUCUCCUCCCCGUAACUAACUCUUAGGAAAUGCAUCAAGGACCAUUACAGAAAGGAUCCCCUGACCUAAGGAUGAAAUCGACCUUGGGUUAAUCAUGACAGCUGCAUCAGUUGUAUUUGAUGCAAGUCACCUCUGGAGGUGAGUGCCCGCAAGCAGUUCCCCUGCUUUGAAAGAAGAUGGUCAGCCCGCUGCCUCCCCAGCGGCCACAGCUCCUUUGAGUGUCGGGGGUCACAUCCAGGAUGUAUUCCUGACAACAAGGAUCCUUUUAUUUUCAUUUCUGCAUAAUGAAAAGAGCCUUUCGAUUUAUUAGAAGUGGUUUUUCCUCCCUAUAUCUAUCUUUAAAUUCUUGGUUCUCUUUAGCCCUCAUCCCUUGAAUGGACUUGUCAGCUACCUCCCCAGGAGGAGUUCAGAAGCUUCUGUUGGCCAUCACUUGAGUAGAUGACAGCUGUAAGGUAUCUGCUGCUAACAUGGCUGCUUCUCUGAGAGCACAUUGAGGUCCAGACAGAUCUAAACCUUGGCCCUAAAAAAUGUGUGCUGUAAAGUUACUUGAUGUAUAUUUAUUAUAAUUAUUUAUGGUUGCAUUUAACAAACUUUUCAUUCAAUCUGAUGCUAUUUACACCAUGCUGUGUAAAGGAAGCUCACUAAAGGAAAAAAGUCACACCAAUAAAUAACCUUCAUCUAAUUUUGAUUUACCUUAAGAGUUGUGUGAUCAUCUACUCUUGCUGAGCAAGUUCAAAGGCUGGCAUGCUUGGAUGGCUCUGAUAUUUAAGUGCUGCCAAGUGGCUAGGAAUUAAAGUGUUUCUAAUUAU
This is a messenger RNA of Symphalangus syndactylus (siamang), 15627 nucleotides long. RefSeq names its product HECT domain E3 ubiquitin protein ligase 4 (gene HECTD4). Gene Ontology annotation, molecular function: ubiquitin-protein transferase activity. NCBI's taxonomy places the organism in Eukaryota, Metazoa, Chordata, Mammalia, Primates, Hylobatidae. The record is from RefSeq and is a predicted model, not a curated record. Gene Ontology annotation, biological process: glucose homeostasis.